AUGACUGACAGCGGCAGCCGCGAGAUCAUCGUCACAGAAAGCGAGCACGACUGUGAAGCACUUCGUGACAAGGUUCUGUGCUGUGGUCACUCAAUGGUUGGCCCAGACGGCAUCGACAGAAUCAAUGUGAUCUGGAAGCGGGCUCGUCCUGGCCCAAUCACGACCUUCGAGUGGCAAACCAAGUACGCUCUUGCAAACACCUUCACCGAGUCAAGACCCGGAGUGAUUGUCAGCAUCGUAAGCGAUUGGCAGGAAUGCAGGCUGGGCGAAAGUUAUCAGAUCAAUGGUGACGGCCAAUGGGAGAGGGCUCCCGCAGGCAGCGACAUGGCCAACUGUCUCACCAUUGCCGGCAACGCCUACAAAGACAUUCAUCCGGUCGUAGGUAUAUGCGCUGGCAGCAGUCAGCACUACAUACCGGCUUAUGUUGAACCCUAUAUUCUUUACGUUGGAUCUAAAGCCGACUACCAGCCCGGGCCAUAUUCGAGGGUCUGGUAUGCUAGCGACCACCACAAGAUGUCCCAAUUCAUUCAAUGUGGUGAUAGCGAACCUGACGCUGCUACGAUCGACACUCUGGUGCCUAAUCCACGGACGCACCAGUUUGUAUGGGAACUCACUUUCGACCCUGAAUCCGGAAAGUGGACGAACGGCCCCUAG
Pseudozyma hubeiensis SY62 is the source of this 654-nucleotide messenger RNA. Its product is annotated as putative carbamoyl-phosphate synthase. The record is from RefSeq and is a predicted model, not a curated record. The transcript has a single exon. Bases 1 to 654 code for a protein of 217 amino acids. Lineage: Eukaryota; Fungi; Basidiomycota; Ustilaginomycetes; Ustilaginales; Ustilaginaceae.